AUGGCGGCAGAGCCGGAAGGGGCGGGCGAGCGCCGCGGGUCCUCCCCGGCACUGGCGCCGCCGGCCCCGCCAUGGUGCAGCUGGGGCUGCGGCGGGUGGAGGACAGCGUGGCCGCCAAGCACCCGGUGCGCGCAGGGGCCGGGGCCGGGGCCGGGACUGAGGGCCGGGGGGCGGACGCGGGGCUGCCGCGCUGAGUGUGUGUCCCCGCAGGCGCUGCAGCAGUACGCGGCCUGCCAGUCCCACGCCUUCGUGAAGGGCAUCGGCACCUUCCUGGCAGGGAGCGGAGCCGCCUUCGCCCUGCAGAAGCUGGUGAGCACGAAGCUGCCGCACGGCCCGCAGUGGAGCCUGCUGCUGGCCGCGGCCACAGGGUCCCUCGCCAGCUACAUGGUAACCAGAGCUGAGACGCAGAAAUGCUCCGACUUCUGGAUUUACCUGGAGACAGACAAGUCCCCACAGGAGCUCGCCAUGGCUGGUAGGGUGUCUCAGCCCACAGAAAAUCUGCCCAACCUGGAGGACAGAGAGAACGUGGCACCACCGGUGAGGAGGAACAAGUAUGGAGAUGUUGUGGAAUAGCUGCCGGAGCACAGUGCACCAUGCCUGUGUUCUGCUUCACCCCUUCCUGCCUGCCCAGCCUGCUUGUGCUUGCCUGUGGGACUGGUGAGCUCUGCGGCGCUGCCCAGGAGCUUGGAUGAGUUGAUCCUGCAGUGAGAGUGUGGUGGAGACACCGCAGGGAUUUCUGCCUCCUGGGUGGCCUCUGAGCAUCACACAUGGGGGGUGCAAUAAAAGCUGAGAGCUGAAAA
This is a messenger RNA of Columba livia (rock pigeon), 800 nucleotides long. It is a transcript of the gene TMEM141, whose product is annotated as transmembrane protein 141. The record is from RefSeq and is a predicted model, not a curated record. NCBI's taxonomy places the organism in Eukaryota, Metazoa, Chordata, Aves, Columbiformes, Columbidae. The transcript is spliced from 4 exons. Bases 1 to 573 code for a protein of 190 amino acids.